Messenger RNA from Amphimedon queenslandica, 2312 nucleotides. RefSeq names its product scavenger receptor cysteine-rich domain superfamily protein-like. The transcript is spliced from 13 exons. The coding region runs from base 55 to 2208 and encodes 717 amino acids. Gene Ontology annotation, cellular component: membrane. Lineage: Eukaryota; Metazoa; Porifera; Demospongiae; Haplosclerida; Niphatidae. The record is from RefSeq and is a predicted model, not a curated record.
UCUUGUUGUUAGUCUUGCUGGCCCGAUAAAAGUAAAGGAUUUCUAAGGAAAGCAAUGAAGGCUUAUCUGCUUUUUAUCGCUCUCUGUCUCUGUAUUGCUGUCGAUAAGUCAGCAUCACAGGCUUGUACAUACAGACAAGUCAGGCUUUAUAAUGGCACAAGUGCCAACAACAGAACUGGGAUGCUCCAGAUCUGCAACUCACAAAGAAGAUGGACUGCUGUGUGUGACUACCGCUGGAAAAACUCCAUUUCAGUAAAAGUUUGCAGAGAUCUUGGCCACACUAAUCCCAGGCCUAUUACAUACAUUAACAGUGGAAGAUCUUGGGGCUCUCUUGGAUAUGUUGUUCCAUCAGGAAGCUCUUCAUUUACUUGCUCAUCAAGGAUAUCUCUAGCUAACUGCUUGUCAAGUACCAGUGUAUACCUAAGGAGAAGCUAUGCUUGCUUGGCAACUCGUGACACCAUUGUUAUUGAUUGCAACUUUGACACAAGUGGUUGCAGCGGUUCAGAGAUACGGCUAUACAAUAGUAAUGCAACUAGUCCUGGGGGAAUGGUACAGAUGUGCCGUCAAGGACGAUGGACUGCAGUGUGUGAUUUUAGCUGGGGCUGUGCUGAGUCUGUUGUUGCUUGUAGGCAAUUAGGAUACACUAAUGCAAAACCAAAAUUCACAUAUAACACUGCGGUGGAUGUUAAUGGAUCUUGGACUGAGUUUGGUUAUGGGCCUUACAGUAGCUGCAGUUCAACAGCUACCAGUCUCUCUCAAUGCAGCACAUGGCCUUCCUCCUUCAGAAGAAAUCCAGCGUACUGUGAACCGACUCGUGAUACUAUUAAACUUGAGUGCUUACAACCUCUAAACAAUACCAAUGACUAUUGCUCUACAAACUAUGACGUUCGUUUGGUCAAUGGCACAACUAAAGAUGAAGGCCGCCUGGAAUUUUGCUACAGAAACAAGUGGACAACAUUCUGUGGCUUAACCUACAUCAGUGCAAAAACAGCUGCAACACUUUGCAAUCAAUUAGGAUAUGGUGGAAAUAGCUUUGCAACCCCAAUUUAUGAUGGGAGAUUCGGUGAUGGAGAUACAGUAGAGUAUAGCAGGAGGAUGUACUGUCAAAAUGAAUAUGAUGACAUUCGUUACUGCUCUAUCUUUCUCAGUAAUUCUGGUAAUUGCAUUAUUGGGUCUUCCACUCUAAACUGUAACUACAACAGACUAGGACUAAGAUGCUACAAGCCUCAGAACUGCAAUGAAGGUGAUGUCCGUCUUGUCAAUGGCACUGUUGAGAGAGAAGGAAGACUAGAAGUCUGUGCUAAUGGGGUCUGGGGCUCAGUCUGCAGCAGGAGCUUUGCCAUCUCAGCUGCAUACGUUGCAUGCAAACAAAUUGGCCACACUAAUGUCAAUGGAGCCGUAAUCGAUAGAUAUGGCUUAUAUGGGCUAGGAAAUGGACCCAUAGUCUACAAUAAUCUUGCAUGUUUUGGACACGAGACCAACAUCAAUGACUGCAACAAGGUUAUUGCUCCAAACUUCUAUUGUCCGAUCACUUACGUUGUGGGGCUCAGAUGCCUUGACAUGUGUAAGGAAGGAGAUGUCCGCCUUACUAACGGCAGUCAUUCAUUUGAGGGGACGGUUGAGGUCUGUCUUGAUAACACGUGGUGCCUUGUAGCUCAGCAUGGCUGGGAUGAUGCUGAUGCUCGCGUGGUCUGUAAGCAAAUUGGAGGAUAUAACUCUUCAGCUGGUGUAGCAAAAUUGAAUUCCACAUACGGUCGACCCAAGCGAGCCAUCCGCUACAGCAAUGUGUAUUGUAAUGGGAAUGAGGAGGAGCUUAUUGAUUGUACUCAUCACACCUUUGAAUUUGAUUUCGGACGAACGUACGAUGUACCCGUAGCAGGUGUCGACUGUGGAGUACUGUCAACACCCACUGUAACCAGUAGCAGCAGCAGUACGAGUGGUAUUACUGUGAGCACACCUCAAGGUGUUAGCAGUGGUAGCAAUGAUACAAAGGGAACUGUUUUCAUAAGUGGUACUUUAUUCAUUGUUAUUGGAACCUGCUUCCUUAUUGUUGCGAUCAUUAUAAUGGUGUUUGUCCUUUUGCGUAUGAAGAAGCUCUCACUUAAGAGCAACAAUACAACUGAUAUUACAACAAGAAUGAGCAGCCUGCCUGAUGAUAUAAAGCCAUCACCUUCGGUUGUAAGCUACGACGAAGAAUUGCUGUCUUGAAGAAAACUUUUUAAUAAUAAUUUUGAAAUUAAUGCUGAAUUGAAUUAUGCUGUUUUGAUGUACAUUUGUAGUUAAAUUAAAUAAAAAUAAAAAUCUAAUAUAAA